This is a messenger RNA of Triticum aestivum (bread wheat), 1162 nucleotides long. Its product is annotated as F-box/kelch-repeat protein At1g57790-like. The transcript is spliced from 2 exons. Bases 104 to 1162 code for a protein of 352 amino acids. The record is from RefSeq and is a predicted model, not a curated record. NCBI's taxonomy places the organism in Eukaryota, Viridiplantae, Streptophyta, Magnoliopsida, Poales, Poaceae.
GCGGGACAUCGUAGAUCGUAAGUGCGCGCGGACGACGCCGGCGGCAGCCAUACGGCGAGAGCAACCCAGCGAGUAGCGGAGCCUGCGAUAAGCACGCGAAGCCAUGAAGGGAACCCAAGACUCUGCUUUGGAUCGAAGUUUCUCCCCGCUGCUACUAUUUGGUCACAAGUACCGUGGGCCUCAUGGGACCAACGCUGAUGUUGAUCAAGAUGACGACGGAAUCCAUGGUGAUCAAGAUGAGCCCAACCAAGACGCUGAAGAUGACGAGACGCCCGAGAAGAAGGCAAAAGACCCGUUGUUUUUCUUCUACAGCAUAAGCAGAAGACGCUCGGUGUGCAAGAGAGUUGACGAGCUCCGAGACCACUUGUACUGGACAACACCUCAUGGCUGGCUGCUCAUGGCGCACCCUGACGCACAUCUCACAUUCCUGUGGAACCCGUUCACGCGCCAGAGAAUCGGGCUGCCCCCUGAUCGAGACAAGUUCCUGACUGGGAACCCGGUUAGAUGCGUGCUCUCGCACGAGCCCACGGACGCAGCCUGCGUGGUGCUGGUGGUGAACUGCGUGGACACGGUGCUCUGGUACUGCCACCCAGGAGGAGUCGAGUGGUCCGAGCACGCUUACACGGCAGGCAGUCUCGACCAUGAUCGCGCUGAUGUCAUUCAUGGAAUGGGGCUUGCGACGGCGGCGGGUGGGAAGUUCUACGCACAUUUGUUGGGUAACAUUCUGACGCUGGAGUUGUCGCCGGAUCCAGCCUUCACAAAAACACCCGUUGACGGUGAACCGAAUCCAGUGUACCGCACCUGGAGCGCUCACCUGUUAGAGUCAUGCGGGGAGCUCUUCAGCAUGUCCUUCUACCACCCGUUGAUGGAACGCCGUGACAAGGUUGCCCUGAUAGUCGUCCGCAAGCUCGACCUGUCGGCAACAAGUUGGGUGGAGGUGGACACGAUCGGGGAUCGUGUCUUCUUGGUCGAUGCCAACAGGUUUGGCGCGUCGCUCGGUGCCAAAGAAGCCGGUCUCAAGGGGAACUGCAUUUAUUAUAUGAGGCGCGGAGAAAAGGGGUUAUACGUCUACAACAUGGAACGUGGAACUACCACCAUGCACAACACCGGCCCAGAUUUGCCAGAUGAUGCGACGGCUGUGAUAUUGAUGCCCGCAUCUUGA